This is a messenger RNA of Cordyceps fumosorosea ARSEF 2679, 1014 nucleotides long. RefSeq names its product oxidoreductase. Gene Ontology annotation, molecular function: dTDP-glucose 4,6-dehydratase activity. NCBI's taxonomy places the organism in Eukaryota, Fungi, Ascomycota, Sordariomycetes, Hypocreales, Cordycipitaceae. The transcript has a single exon. The record is from RefSeq and is a predicted model, not a curated record. The coding region runs from base 1 to 1014 and encodes 337 amino acids.
AUGGACCCCUCCUACGACGUCCUCGUCACCGGCUCGGCCGGCCAUCUCGGCACCGCCCUCAUGCUCGCCCUGCCCGGCCUCGGCUUCACGCCCUACGGCAUUGACGUUCUCGCGUCGCCCACCACCACCGCCGUCGGCAACAUCGCCGACCGCGGUUUCAUCCGGGGUCUACUACAGGGGAGCCGCAUCCGACAUGUCAUCCACGCGGCGACGCUGCACAAGCCGCACGUCGGCAGUCACACCAAGGCGCAGUUUGUCGAGACCAACAUCACCGGCACCGUGGUACUCCUGGAAGAAGCUGCUGCGUUGCCGAAUCAUCAGGUGGAGAGCUUUUUGUUUCUGAGCACGACGAGCGCGUUUGGCACGGCGCUAAGCCCGAAACCGGGGAACCCUGCGGCAUGGAUCGACGAGAGUGUCGUGCCGCAGCCCAAGAAUAUCUAUGGCGUGACAAAGACGGCCGCCGAAGACAUGUGUCUGCUCGUGCAGCGGCAGACGGGCCUGCCCGUGCUUGUGCUGCGUACGAGUCGCUUCUUUCCGGAAGAGGAUGAUGAUGACGACCGGCGUAACGAGCUGGACGAUGCUAAUCUCAAGGUACUGGAGUUGGCGUAUCGUCGCGUGGACCUCGAGGACAUUGUGGGCGCGUGCGUAUGCGGCAUGGCCAAGGCUAAAAGUAUCGGCUGGGGACGGUAUAUCAUUAGCGCGCCGCCGCCGUUCAAGUCACGCGAUGAGGAGACGCUCAAGGCGUUGGAUAGCGAUCCGGGGAGCGUGCUGCGGAGCAUGGCGCCGGGCGUGGAGGCGGUGUUUGAGAAGAAAGGAUGGGGGUUUCUGAGGAGGAUUGAUCGUGUAUAUGAUUCGUCCAAGGCGGUGAGAGAGCUGGGCUGGCGGCCCAAGUAUACGUUUGAGGAGGUGGUCAGGAGGGUGGGUGAGGGCAAGGAGUGGAGGAGCGAGCUCACGAGCAAGGUGGGCAGGAAGGGAUACCAUGCUGUGAGCACGGGCGUGUACACGAAGAGAUGA